Molecule: messenger RNA, 640 nt
Organism: Notechis scutatus (mainland tiger snake)
Lineage: Eukaryota; Metazoa; Chordata; Lepidosauria; Squamata; Elapidae
Source: RefSeq, a predicted model, not a curated record
GGCGCCUGGGGCUGGGGAACCAGGAGUCCCACAACUCCCCACAGCUGGUGGCCCUCCCCUCCGGCUACGAAGCCCAGAAGGUGCUGUGUGGCAUCGAUGCCUCCAUGGUCCUCACCUCCAACCGCCAGAUUCUGGCCUGUGGCAGCAACAGGUACAAUAAGCUUUGCCAGGACAGGAUUGUGUCCCAAGGGGAGCCCCUCCCUGCUGCUGACCAGGUGGAGGAAGUGCUGACCUUCAGCCCUGCCUGCUCGGCCCCUCUGAGCCAAGAGGUCAUUGUGGGCGCGGACAUCGGAACGGCCCACUCCGCAGCCAUCAACGCCUCCGGCCAGUGCUACACCAUCGGUAGCAACCAGCACGGCCAGUUGGGCCCCGUCUCCUGCCGGGCCAGCCGGGCCCCGUACCUGGUGGAGGGGCUCCAGGCCACCCGAGUCACCCUGGUGGGCUGCGGGGACGCCUUCACCUUGGCAGUGGGAGCAGAUGGCGAGGUCUACACCUGGGGCAAGAGCGCCCGGGGCCGCCUGGGCCGGAAGGAGGAGGAGCCGAGCAGCCCCCGCCCCGUGCAGCUGGAAGAGGGGCCCCCCAGCCUGGUGGUCUCCGUCUCCUGUUGCCAUGGCACCACCCUGCUGACUGCCAAGCGUGA